GGGCCGGCAUGAACCUCGGCUUUCCGCGCGCCAUUGCAUUUCCCAAACGGUCGUCAUCAGCUACUACUUUUUGGUCUUCUUCAGCCCCAAACGCGUCCUCCAGUUUCAUCAAUUUCUGCUCUUCCACAGAAAAGGGGCUUGAUCUCAAGAGGAGGGAGAUACAACAUAUACGAAUAUGGCUAUUCGUGAGGAGCUUGUCGCUUCGGCAGCGACGUUCCUGCAAGACCCCAGCGUCGCCGCGUCCCCGAUCGAGAAGAAGGUCGCCUUCCUGCAAGCAAAGAACCUGACCCAGGAAGAGGUAAACGCUGCCCUCGCUCGCGUCGGUGCUGGCGUAGCGCCGCCACAAGCAUACACAUCCCAGGCCGUAGUCCCAGCACAACAGCAACAACAACAACAACAACACCAACCACCCCAACAGUACUACGGGCAGCAAUACCCCCCACAGCAGCAAUACCCCCCAUACGGAUGGCAACCACAACCACAGCAGCAAACCGUCCCACCUCGGCGUGAUUGGCGUGACUGGUUCAUAAUGGCUACCGUCGUCAGCGGCGUCUCCUACGGCCUCUUCUCCCUAGGGAAGCGCUACGUCUACCCCCUCAUCGCCCCCCCAACCCCCGAACGGCUGGAGCGAGACAAGAAAUCCAUCGACGAGCAAUUCGAAAAGACGUUUGCCUUGGUGGAGCAGCUGGCCAAAGACACGGAAGCCCUCAAGGCCGCCGAGACGGAACGCACCGAAAAGCUCGACACGGCCCUCAACGAACUCGAGACGGUGAUCGGAGACCUCAAGUCGGCCAACCGCCGCCGCGACGACGAGGCGCAGCGGGUUAGGGAUGACGUCCAGAGCCUCAAGGACUCGAUCCCCCGCGCGUUGAACAACCAAAAGGACCUCACUGACACCAGGCUGAGGGAGGUCAAUGCUGAGCUCAAGAGCUUGAAGACGUUGAUCACGCAGCGGAUGAACCCGACUGCCACUUCGACCAGUGUGAAUAAUUAUCUUCGCCCGUCCACCGGCGGAACCACUCCUGCUGCUAGCCCGGCUGCUGUGACGCCCGCGGCCCCGGCUACGGUUGAGAAUGGGGAUGAGGCUCCCAAGACUACGACGUAUUCGGAUUAUUUGACUGGUAACCACAACCGGACCGGUUCCGCUUCUGCCUCGUCGCCUUUUAACAGCGGGAUGACGGCCAAGGCGUCGAUUCCGGCUUGGCAAAUGAUGGCUUCGAAGAAGGGUGCUGCUGCUGCGGCGGCGGGGCCGUCGUCGUCGUCGUCGACGGAGGGUGGUGAGGCGGCGGCAGCGGCGGGGGGGAGCAGUGGGAACAGCACUGAUACCCCUGCUGCGAGCUCGUAGAGGGGGCGAUAGGGGUGCUGGGGUGGAUGCCAUAAGAGGAAGUGGAGGAGGAGGAGGAGAAGAAGGAGGAGGAAGAGCCGGCGACAUGUCGCUGGCAGCAUGUGAUGAGGAGGAUCAACAGUUGGAUAUAUGAUUACAGUAACAUUAUACUACAGCAUUGGAGUGUUUUUUUCGCUCAAACAUUUUGUCGCAAAUAUUUCGCAGCGGGCAUUAUUAGGUUUUUUAAGCAUCUGGUCAUCUCAUGAGAUGUGAUUCAUGUCGGGGCAAUUGUGAUGGAUAGUGCUGUUUUGACUUAUGCAGGUUGGUAUGGUUCUCUGGCUUCUUCUCCGGACUCGCGGGCUGUUAUAAGAGUGCGGGUGUCCCCCCUCGAUCGACUCGACAUCAACAAACAAACAAACGGAGGAGGGAAGCAUUUGACCCGACAGUUUGGACAGGUGUGGGGAGCGAACGACAAAUGGCACCACAUUGGCAUUGCGGGAAGCGGGAGGUGC
Molecule: messenger RNA, 1836 nt
Organism: Podospora pseudocomata
Lineage: Eukaryota; Fungi; Ascomycota; Sordariomycetes; Sordariales; Podosporaceae
Gene: PEX14
Product: peroxisomal membrane protein pex14
Exons: 5
Coding region: 176-1345 (389 amino acids)
Biological process (GO): protein import into peroxisome matrix, docking
Cellular component (GO): peroxisomal importomer complex; peroxisomal membrane
Molecular function (GO): signaling receptor binding
Source: RefSeq, a predicted model, not a curated record